Messenger RNA from Menidia menidia (Atlantic silverside), 3533 nucleotides. Lineage: Eukaryota; Metazoa; Chordata; Actinopteri; Atheriniformes; Atherinopsidae. The record is from the annotation of a GenBank genome assembly.
UCUGUUGCGCGCUCUUGUAACCAUGUCGCCAUUUUGAUUCGAAAAUUAUGACUGAGUUUUUCUUGCUUUGCAUGCUAAACUUAAACCUGCGUUUGAAUUACUUUAUGCGCGAGUACGAAUCGUACCUUGUACACUUGUAACAACGGGUGUCUCUAUUACUGCCAAGCAGCAAGUAAUGAAGCCGGACAGUUAAUCCGAUAGUCUUUAAAACCACAUUUGACUAACGUUAGCCAAGUUGAGCUAGCUAGCAGUAGCCUGUCGCAGACUGACCCCUUCUUCAAAACAAAUCACUAGUAGCUCACGGGCUAUGUUAGCCGACACAAUUAGCUGUAGUUAGCUCCGUAGCUGGUGGAUAAAUAGCAGGCUGCUUUGCGACAAACUCUGAAAGUAUAAGGGAAAGAGAAGGAUUAGCGACUGGUUUUCAAUUAAAGGUUAUGGUGAGCCUCUCAGCGUGUCAUCUCCUAAAGAGGCCUGCGUUUUAAGAAGAGACCCAUGCUGAUAAAUGCCAGGCCUCGCCACACUCUCUGUUGUCUGCACAAACACAAAUGCCUGCCUGCCUGUGGAGGAGGUCUGAUUAAAGAUAUCCACAUUUCAUCCGCUGAGCUGUGUCCCCCAUCCAAGCGGCAACUAUGUUUUGGAAGUUUGACCUCCACACCACCUCCCACAUUGACCAGCUGCUGGACAGGGAGGACGUGACGCUGAGAGAGCUUAUGGAGGAGGAUGACGUCCUGCAGGAGUGCAAAGCUCAAAACCGUCGGCUGCUCCUAUUCCUCUCCCAGGACCACUGCAUGCAAGAACUGGUUGGCCUCAUAACCACAGAGCCGUCUACUGAUCUGGAGGAGAGGAGUCGCUUCAAGUUUCCCAACAUUGCUUGUGAGCUUUUGACAUCAGACGUGUCCAUUAUAAAUGACAAGCUGGGAGGCGAUGAGUCUCUCCUCGAAAUGCUCUACCACUUCCUGGAGCAGGACCCGCCGCUCAACCCUCUACUUGCCAGCUUCUUUAGCAAAACCAUUGGCAAUCUUAUUGCCAGGAAAACCGAACAGGUGAUUACCUUUCUAAAGAAAAAAGAAGGUUUUAUCAGUCUGGUGCUCAAACACAUUGACGCCUCUGCCAUGAUGGACCUGCUGCUUCGCCUCAUCAGUUGUGUGGAACCCGCCUCCUUGAGACUGGAGGUCCUGCAUUGGCUGAACGAGGAAAGGUUGGUACAGAGACUCACAGAGCUCAUCCACACAGGCAAAGAUGAGGAGAGACAAUCAAAUGCGUCCCAAACGCUUUGUGACAUCAUCCGCCUUAGUCGAGACCAGGCCAAUCAGAUGCAAGAAAAUGCGGAGUCUGACCCACUAUUGGCUGUAUUAGAGUCGCAGGAGAGUGUAGCAGGGCUUCUGAAAAACAUGUUUGAGGGGGAGAGGAGCGAAGCCUCUGUCGUAAAUGGAACUCAAGUGCUACUUACCUUGUUGGAGACUAGACGGUCGGGGUUGGAAGGAUUGAUGGAUCUGUAUUCUCAGGGUUAUGAAAGGUCUUACACUGUCAACAGCAGUAUUUUAAAUGCCAUUGAGCCCCAUUUAAAGGACUUCCAGCAGCUUCUUCUGGAUCCCCCCAAGAAAAGUGCAAUAUUGACGACCGUUGGCGUUCUAGAGCAGCCACUGGGGAACGCCCGCCUUCAUGUGGCCCGGCUGGUGGCUGCCCUGCUGCAGACCAGUGCUCCCAGUAUCUGCCAGGAGCUCAGUAAUCUCGCCACCAUGGACCUACUACUGGAUCUGUUCUUUAAAUACUCCUGGAAUAAUUUUUUGCACUUCCAAGUGGAGCUGUGUGUGGCAGCUAUCCUGAACCAUCCCUCUUCCUCGGAGGAGCGGCCAAGCCUGGGGCUCCAGACCCAAGACGGGAAUCCUUCAGCGUCCAACUCUGAGGUGCAGGGUGAGGAAGCAGAAGCAGGCAGAGCCAGUGACCCACAGACCUCGAUCCACGAUGCCCUCGUGGCACAUCUCUUCCAGAAGUGUCGGCUUGUUCAGAGGAUCCUUGACGCCUGGGAAGAGAAUGAUAAAAUACAGACUGAGGGCGGCACCAGAAGAGGCAACAUGGGUCAUUUGACUAGAAUCUCCAACAUGGUGGUCCAGAACCUGGAGAAAGGACCAGUACAGGCCCAUAUCACAAACCUCAUCAAAGAACUACCAGAGGACUGCAGAGGCCGCUGGGAGAGUUUUGUAGAUGAGACCUUGAGAGAAACAAACAGGAAGAACACAGUGGAGCUGGUCAGCACACAUAACAUGCACUCAUCAAGUGAGGAUGAUGAAGAGAGCCCCUUCCCCAGCGACCUGUCCCUUCAGCAGGCAUUCUCAGACUAUCAGAUCCAGCAGAUGACGGCCAACUUUGUGGAUCUGUUUGGGUUCAAUGACGAGGAGUUUAGCGAGCAUGAUGAAAACAUAAAUGCCACCUUUGACAGAAUUGCCGAAAUAAACUUCAAUCUAGAUGCUGAUGAUAAUAGUGCCAACGCGGCUGCUUUUGAAGCCUGCUGUAAGGAGAGGAUACGCCAGUUUGAUGAUGCUGAAGAGGAGGAGGACAUUUGGGAAGAGAAGGAGUUCAACUAUGCAACACAAGCUAAAUCCAGAACAAGGUUUGGGGUGUCUCAAACCUCAGAAGGAAGCUCCAGAGGCAGCAUUGAAAACGGAGGCCGGGAAAGGGAUUGUGGCUCUGGAUCUGAUGAGGAUCAAGAUUCAGAGCAGAACACAUCGGACACAGCUCCCGACUGGACAGCAAAUUUCAGGGACUCGGGAGGAACGGUAGCAUCCCAAACCCCGGCAGCGUGGGAGAGCUCAAGGGGGAGUGGAUCAGAAACGCAGGCAACGGGAUGGGCCAACUUCACAGAGUUCCAGCCUUUUACCGGUACAGAGAUGGACCCCAGGUGCAGCUCCCCUGUAGACGGCACAGAAGCAGAUAAACAAGCCAAACAAAACCACGACAAAAGCGAUGUAAGUGCCUCUGCUAGCGCCUCGCCAGCAGAAGAAGGCAGGAAGGUUCCACUUGUGGCCUCAGGCAGCAGCUCCUCUGGGGACUCCAAAGCAGAGGAGGACGGCAAAACCGCCGCCGCCGUUGCAGCACCCGCCUCAGAAGAGGCCCCCAGCAGCAAGACAAAUGACCUCAAAAGUGAGGAUUGUCCCGUGUCUCUAGAGAAACUUUCUCUCUCAGAUCCUCCAACGGCUUCAGAGUCGCCCGCUGAGGACCUGCCAGUAAACACACAGACCGACAGGAAAGAGGAAACGCCCCCGGCUCAGGAAGUGUCCGUCAACGGGCCGGUGUGAGGACGAGCCCACGCAGAAAGGCCACGUCUGACAAGCUUCCAGCCUCCUCCAGUGUGAACCCCCCCUCAAUAACCUCACAGCAACUCCAGGAUUACAAUAUAUAUUUUUUUCUUCUUCUUUUUUCUUCUCGUACCGAAACACUCUGCCAUGUUAUUGGACCUGGACACUGCCAAUCAACACCAGUAAUAAAAGUGGCAGAACUUUAAAGAAAAAAGAAAGAAAGAAAAAAAAAAGAAA